AUGAAAAGAAGGUAUAUGCUACAGCAACCCUAGUGACUAUCGUCGCUCGUAAACAUCGCCAAAUGAACAAACACACUUCUUUUCAGUCUCUGCUACUUCCCACCGAAACCAAACCAUACCCGAAUUGUGAUUCUCAUUCUCUAGCAGAAGAGUAGAAAAACCAGAGGAAUAUAUUUCUGUGGAGUUUGAGUUUAUCAAAAAUCAAUAAACCUACGAGUGAGACCUUUCUGCGAGGAACUGAUUUGAGGUUUGGUUAAUUGGAUUAGAUUAAAAAGGAAGCUUUGGUUAGAGAAUACAUGUCAUAUAGACCUUUGUAGCCUGUUAGAGAGUUCAUUGUGUUAAGUGGGAGGAGAGGGAUGGGGUACAGCAUUGUCCAACAGAAUCGCACGGUGGUAUUCCAUAGUUUGCAUGGUCUAAAUGGGUGUUCCAAACAAGAGGGUCACUGCUCUGGCAGGCACCAUUGCUCAAUAAGAAAGGCGCCUGCUUUUCAAUUGAAUUGCUUAAACAAGCGUAACCACAAAACUCACUCUUGUUUACAAUGGACGGGAGUUCGUGGUCCUGAAAUGAAUGUGCACUCUUCACAGUGUAGAAGUGUUUGCGUUGAUAGAGACAAUGAGAUUGAUCAAGAUGAAUGGAGCUCUGAAAAUAAUGAGAUGGGUGUUGAAAGAAAUUUCAGACAGCUAAUGAAUUCAAAGAAGCCUUCAAAUUCUUCGUCAUUGUAUUUAGAUGGACCCCUCGUUGGAAACAAUGAGCAAACCAACAACGAUGUUCUUCAGAACUUCUGCAUCCAAGGAAGAUUGGUUGAUGCAUGUAGGUUGGUUGAUAUUAUGGCACGUCGAAACCAAAUUCCUCAUUUCUCUGCUUGCACAAACUUAAUCCGAGGCCUUAUCAGAAUGGAUCGAACAGAUAAAGCUGCCAAAGUUUUGAAAGUUAUGGUCAUGUCUGGUGGGGUUCCGGAUAUCAUCACGUACAACAUGAUGAUUGGUGGUCUCUGCAAGAGAGGAAUGUUAAAAUCUGCCAUUGACGUCUUGGAUGAGAUGAGCUUGAGUGGUUGCCCUCCUGAUGUGAUUACCUAUAAUACAAUUAUCCGGUCGAUGUUUGAUAAUGGGAAUUUUGAUAAGGCUGUUGGAUUUUGGAAGGACCAAUUGAGAAAGGGAUGCCCUCCUUAUCUGAUUACCUACACAGUUCUCAUUGAGCUAGUCUGCAGGCGCUGUGGAACUUUGCGGGCUAUUGAAGUAUUGGAAGAUAUGGCAAUUGAGGGCUGUUAUCCUGACAUUAUUACUUACAAUUCUCUGGUUAAUUUUACUUGUAAACAGGGAAAAUAUGAGGAUGCAGCUUUGGUUAUAUGUAAUCUUUUAUCUCAUGGGAUGGAACCCAAUGCAAUAACUUACAACACUUUUCUGCAUUCUCUUUGUCACCGUGCAUGUUGGGAUGAAGUAGAUGAGAUGGUGGCAAUCAUGAAUGAAAGUUCCCAUACUCCUACUGUGGUUACUUACAAUAUCUUGAUUAAUGGUUUGUGCAAAUAUGGGCUCUUGGAUCGUGCCAUCAACUUUUAUGAUCAAAUGGUUUCCCACAACUGUUCACCUGACAUUGUAACUUAUAACACUCUCCUAGGUGCUCUUUGUAAAGAGGGAAUGGUAGAUGAGGCCCUUCAAGUGCUUCGCAUUUUAGGUGGUACCAGCUGCUCUCCUUGUCUGAUCACUUACAAUACUGUGAUUGAUGGGUUGGCAAAGAAGGGUAUGAUGGAGAAAGCAAUGGAAUUGUAUAGCCAAAUGAUAGAAAAUGGGAUUACUCCUGAUGAUAUUACCCAUCGUUGUCUAAUUUGGGGCUUUUGUCGGGUGGAUCUGGUUGAGAAAGCUGUUGAGAUAAUGAAGGAGAUGGGUAAGAGAGAGCACAGAGUUGGAAAUAAAGCUUAUAGAUUUGUGAUCCAAGCAUUAUGCAAAAAUAAGAAAGUGGAUACUGCAAUACAAGUACUAGAAAUGAUGAUCUCAAGUCGAUGCAAGCCAGAUGUGACAACAUAUUCCAUGAUAAUCAAAGGCGUGGCUGCUGCUGGUAUGACCAAAGAGGCUAAUGAGUUGCAUCAGAAGUUGAUAGAAUGGAACAUUUUAAGAGAGGGGACUGUGCUGAACUAAACGGAGUCUAUGCAAAAACUUGACCACCUUCAACACUCCCUGGAAUCUAGACAGCCAUUUUCACGCUUAUAGUUGUACAGAAUGUACACUCUCUUAAGGUUGUGGUUAUCUUGAUCUGUGAUCUCGUUUGUUGCUACUGUUUCUCAUAUCAAUAUAUGGGAGACCUCUGGCAGCUUCAUUUCAAAGCUGGAGUCUGCAAGUGCUUCCAUGCUGCAGCAGCAUAUAUUUCAGACACCUAGGAUUGCAAAAAGAUUUAUGGUUUUUGCUGGUUGUCUUUUUGAGUGUUCUUGUUGUAACAUUUUUGACACCGUCUUGGUGAAAUUCUUUUUUCUUUUUUCAUGGA
This is a messenger RNA of Alnus glutinosa, 2475 nucleotides long. RefSeq names its product pentatricopeptide repeat-containing protein At1g08610. The record is from RefSeq and is a predicted model, not a curated record. The coding region runs from base 357 to 2132 and encodes 591 amino acids. Lineage: Eukaryota; Viridiplantae; Streptophyta; Magnoliopsida; Fagales; Betulaceae. Gene Ontology annotation, molecular function: protein binding. The transcript has 4 exons.